This is a messenger RNA of Mizuhopecten yessoensis (Yesso scallop), 6183 nucleotides long. RefSeq lists its product as uncharacterized. Lineage: Eukaryota; Metazoa; Mollusca; Bivalvia; Pectinida; Pectinidae. The record is from RefSeq and is a predicted model, not a curated record. The transcript is spliced from 8 exons. Gene Ontology annotation, molecular function: protein binding. The coding region runs from base 92 to 4714 and encodes 1540 amino acids.
GUCACAUACCUUCAUUAAUGGAUAUCGACAAAAGUAUGUAUAAUCUGCUGGCCAGAUUUCAAGGCGGGGGGAGCUAGCCCGUAAGGUGACAAUGGGCGUGGAUUUGGCAGUGUAUCGUUCACGGGUCGGUCAGUUUGUGCCUCGACCAGUGAAGGGUAUUGUGUCAAACAUUGACUACCUGUGUAAAGCUAUCGCCAGUGUUCGGGGUGGCCUGAUACGACAAGAUGGAUUAAACAGCAAGGGGGCUGUUACAUUCAUUGGUCUCCUCCUGCGUGCACAGGGCAUAGAGCCGAACCCAGGUCCAGGACCAGGAAAGGGAGAUGAACAUUCAUUUGCAGACGCACAGACGGAAGACAAUGACGAUAUCAACAUUACACUCGACAGUAACACUGACCCAAACAUGGCUGGCAGGAUUAGCCAGUUUAUGGAAUCUGUUCUACCUGUCAGCAAUCCCACCAAUACAGGAAGUAGUCAAACAGACGAGUACGCAGUCGCAGUAGCAAUACCUGAUCCUUUUUCCAGAGCAAUUGCCAAAACAACCAUUGUACCUCAAGUGGUGGUCAAUGUCAAUUACCAGGACAACAGAAAAUAUAAUGAAGAGAUCCGCGUUGAGAAUAUGAAAGUGAAAAACGCUGAAAAUGUAUGCACAGGAGAACAGACUAUAAUUCAUACUGUAGCGCCAACUGGCAAUGAGGACGAUGGCGUUACCAAACCAAAGAAGAAAAGGGAAGAGGAAAAAGGAGUUCCGAAAAGUCCUGAAAGAAAUGCGUCUGAAGGCCAGACCGCUGAUAAUGAAGACGAGGACAUUCCAAAACAGAGGAAGAAAAGUGACAAAAGAAUUCUGCUUGAAGAAAAUACUGAAGUAAUGUUAAAACGACACAUCGAGGAAACAGCCAAUUUACUGGUGGCUAGGAAGGGAGCUGUAGCAGCAGUAGUCAAGCGUCUGAAGGACUACAACAUGGUGGUCAUAGCUGGCGUCACGGGAGAGGGAAAGACAACUCUGGGUAGGGAAAUAUGUAAACAGUUGAGAGACGGUACACUUGACAAAGAUAUCAAACCCAAAACACCCGUCCUCAUGACUAUUUCCCAAGACUGGAAUGAUGUCGUGACUGACAAAGAUGAUAUCGUUGUGUUUGUAGAUGACAUAUUCGGGAAGACAAAUUAUCAAACUGGGCUUCUGAAUGGUUGGAAACCAUUCUUUGAUAGAAUACUAGAUUGUUUACUGGAGAAAAAUGUUUGUUUGGUUAUAACAUCUCGCACGCAUAUACUUAAAGAUGCCAGACGGGAAUCGGGGGUAUUACCUGAAAUGACCAGUGACCACAUUCUUUCCGAAAAGAAAACCGUAGAUUUGACAGAUGACCAGAAAUUGACUUCGGGUGAACGUUUAGACAUUUACAAGAAUCAUUCUCGUCAGAGACAAGUUGACAAGGAUGUCCUGUCUAGCGUGUUUCUUCCGGUUUUCGCUGUUCAUGGUUUUCCAUCAAAUAUUUCUUUAGGUUUUGCUCAGAUUUGCAAGCUUUUCUUCACCAAUGAUAUAUUUUUUGAGAAAGGUGAACAGUUUUUUAUGAAACCUGAUAGAAUUCUUACAGAAGAAAUAGUGAGAAUGAAGUCCACAGAGCCACACAAAUACUUUGCUUUGGUAUAUUGUUUCUUAAACGAUGCAGCUGUCGAUGUUAAAAAGCUGAAUAGAUUGAAAAUGUCAACACAAGAUUAUGACACUUUGAAACUCUAUGCAGAAGUUUGUGGCGUCCCUCAGACCGACAACGUAUUGACUCUGCUUAAAAACGGACUAGACGCUCUGGAUCGUACAUAUCUUACGAAACAAAACACGGCGUUUGCAUUUGGGCAUCAAUCAACUGCAGACAGUGUUAGUAUUGUAUUUGGAAAAGAAAAUCCAGAAUUGAUUCUUGAAAAAUGUAGCAACCGCGUGAUAUUGGAACUGCUGGAUGUUUCUGAAACUGAUCAAACAGACAUGUGUACCUUGCAUGUUCCUACUGAUUGCUUUGGACACCUUGUAAAGCGAAUUUACAAGAUGAUUAUUGAAGGGAACAUUUUCGAUGGAAUAACGCUAGAAUCAUUCCCCCGGUUUCGAAAUCAAGAGCUUGCAGAUCAUCUCUUCGAGUAUAUCAACAAAAGUGGAGACAUGCAAGCUUUCCAUAGAGCUCAUUUAGGUGAUGACUUUUCUUCCGCGAAAAGUCUAUUAGAAUCUUGUGCGAACAAUGUUUUCUUCUUAAAGUCUCUUUUCAAAUUCAAUGUUGACGAGUUCAUUGUCAGGGAAAGCGGUAUUUUGUUCUUUACGAGAACAUUACAGAGAACAUUACGGCGUUCACUGGAACAUAAAAACAGGGCUUCCACGUCAUUUCUGCUUGAAAAUGGGGCAUUCUUAACUGAGAAAUAUCUUCAUAUGGCAAUUGGUUCACAAGAUGUGGCUCUAGCCGAGUUAGUAUUGCCAAGGAAUAUCUGGACAAAAUCAGAAGUCAGUGAGCACAUUGACGACAAAACACCAGAUCAUAUUCGUGAAAUGCUACAAAAAUGUACGAACAUGUGCAAGGUAAACAUGAUACGAAAUCGGUAUCUUCAACAGAAAACUUACGUAAACACGAAAGAUAUCAACCUCUCAAGUAUGAGUACCAAAGAGAUGAAGACUGCCGCUGAAGAAAUGGAUUUUGACACGCUACAUACGAUUUUUCAGUCCCCGGAGUUAAAAGAUCAUCAUUAUCGUCUGAUCAAAGCAAUACUUGACACAAAACACAAGAGGUUAAGUGACGCUAUUGCCAUAAAAAAAAUGGCUGGAAAAAUCGACGGGGCAGUUGUCCAAUAUGCGUUACAUCAUUGUGACUUGGACAUGUUUCGGUUCUUGCUUUUCUCAUCAAAUGUUAAUGAAGCACAGUUGACAUCAAUGCUCUCUGAAGCCAUCCAUCUGAACAAAACGGACCAAAUAGAAAUUCUUAUCAAAGUUGGUGGACAACCAUCCCUGGACGACUUCAUUAGGAAGGCAGGGAUAGUGUGUAUGGGUGUCGAGCGUGUUGUUGAAACCAUCAUUAACACAACAUCUUGGACACGUGCACAACUUGGUCGUGUUCUUGACGCAGCCGUGCGCACUGGUACACAUGCUACUAUAAAAGUCCUUUUCAAAGAUGGAACAGGGUUUGCGGAAGAUGCGUUGGUUAAUGUAUCUAAAAGGGAGUAUGAUCGACAUCAUAAGUGUACAGACACUCUUACUCCCGAUCAAGUGCUUCUGCAGACUAUUAUGAACUAUAUUCCAUAUAUGGAAGAAGAACGUGUUCCUAAACCAGUUGCAUAUGUUUUUUCGAAAAACGAAUGGUCCGAAAGUCAAAUUACUGAAGCAAUGAAUGCUGCAUUAGAUUCGGGGUCAUUCGACACCGUCCAGUUUCUGAAACAGAAAGGGGGACAUUUUCACAGUGAGGCUUUAUUAGCAGCUGUUAGAAGGCCCUGUGAGAGACUGAAAAUCGUAACGUUUGUAAAAGAGUCUAGAGAAUGGUCAGUUGACCAGCUGAGCGAUGCACUUCACGAGGCUAUAGUCAUUUGUAGGCCGGACGUUAUUAUAUACUUGAACGAACAAGGAGCAUUGUUCAAUGAUUCGAGUCUUCUAAAUGUUCUUCGUUGGAAGGUUGCACAUCAUGUUCAGAUCAAACUCAUGAAUCAUAUUAUAAAAGCUCGUUCUUGGUCACGGAUGCUGCUCAACGAAGCCACUCAUUUUGCAUGUGAAACAAAUGGCCUUUCAAUACUAGCAAUCCUUAAUGCUGUGGAGAGCAUAUCAGAAGCUCCGACCAGAGAUGUUCUUCUAAAAUUGCAAGAGAUCGAGCAGUUUAAGAAGAUGGUUGUUGAGGUGUUUAAAGACAAUGGAAUGGGUGAUGAUCUAUCUUUAGUCUUAAAUAAAGAAAUUCGAGAAGGUUGCACAGACAUUGUUGAGCAUCUUAUUGGCGAGCUGGGGAUUUCCUGUGACAACGAUGGCUUAUCGAAUUCCAUGGACAACAACCGAAACUAUCAAAGCUACGAUAGACUAAAAAUGGUCCGUCUGGUGCGGGAAUCGCAAGACUGGUCCGAUGAGUUGCUGACGAGGGCGUUAGACAAAGCUGUUAGACUGGGGUACAGCGAGGUGAUAUUGUACCUACAUACCCACGGGGCCAAUUUCGGUGACAACAGUUUGGAGUACGGAACGAUGAAUAAAAAUAUAGGAUACGAUCCAUAUGAUCUUGUAACUUAUAUAAUGGAAUCACGUCACUACAACAAAGAACAAAUAAACAAUGCACUGACAAAAUCUUUAGAGGUUGGUCAUUAUCAACUCAUGACAAUGUUUCAUGAAAAGGGAGCAGAGUUCGCCGAUAAAAGCCUACAAAACGCAAUCCAUAAAAAAUGGAUACCCUCAGAUCGACUUCCAGCAGUCCAAUUCAUACUUAAUGCAAGACGAUGGGACACUGAUGAAAAGAACGAUGCGUUAUUCAGUGCUGUAAAGCUAGGGGAUAUACGCGUAAUUGCACGUCUUCUCAAAUGUGGAGGGGAGGUGUCGAAACAAUGCUUGACCGAAAUUCUUGAAAAGAAAUGCAAACCGUCACAUCGCCUCUGUAUCGUAAGGCUCCUGCUCUCUAGUUCCGGUUCGCUGUCGCCGGAGCUUCUUGAAGAGGCGGGGGAAAGGGUUAGACAACUGUCAGAGCCCAAACUCGAGGCUUACAUCAAGCAAUGUAACAAGUAGGGAAACUACGUUACCCUGCCAACUUUUGAAUUUUGGAAAAUGUUUCAGAUCAAGAAAAACAACAGUUUAUCAAAAAGCAUGUAUGAGUAUGACGAUGAUAUGAUAACAUGUAAUAUAAGAAAGACAAUCAACGAAUUUGAUAAUAUUACUGCAGAGUCCUGUCAAUCCAGAUGUCAAUUAUCCGCUCGCUCUACUUUGAAGGUAGAGUUUUUGGGUAAGGAUUGACAUUUUAUUUUUACGAUUGUUCCAGUUAUUCAGUCAUUUGUGCCGGGAACAUCAGCAGCUAGAUCACACAUGUUCCGAUGUAUAAAUAGGGCAUCAGCGAUAUGUAUAAUUCGGAUUGCCAGACAAUAAUUGUACUAAGUUAUGAAGGUGACACUACAAAAUGCCUCAUUAGUAUGUCAUAACGCUAGUGUUAAAUGGAUGACUAGACAGUUUUACUAGGAAUGUAUGACGGAAGUAAAGAAUCAAGAUAACAGAUCAACAUGACUGAUUAGGAUGUUUUGACAAUUAGUAUUGUAUUAUAAUUUUAAAUCUGAAAUGUCAGAAUUUCGGACAGCAGGAAAAAACCAAUAUGUGUAAACACGUGACAACUAAAAUGACGGUACAGUAUAACGGUAUGUUAUUAUAAGGUAGCCGGAAAAUGUGUUAAUUCGUUUGUGCCCAGAUGAGAGUGAAUGUGACGUAGUUGGUAGUAUACUUAUGUAUAUGUUGAGGUUAUAAUGUGCUAUUAUUUUAACCCUACUACUUUUAUUUUGGUGUACAUAACAUUGGUGCAGGCAGGUUUUUUUUAUUGAAUAAGGGUACAAUAUAAUAAAAUGAACGCUUACUGAGUAAUGUUAUAUACAAUCACAAGGCAAACGUGUGUAUCAUUUUUAUGCUAAGCUAGGGAGUCUCUUUUCCUUCAUUCUUUCUUACUUUUUCAUAUCUUCUCUCAAACUCCAAAUCAUUCAUUCUUUCAUUCCCAUUCAUUACAAUAAUAAUAAUAUUUGAUUAGAUCGAAAUGGUAUAUUGAAUUACCCAAACCAUUCUUUCUGUUCAUAUUGAAAUAUUGACAGUAUAUUUAUAUUUUUAAAUCCAUUUAUAUGCCAAAAUCCUGCUUUAUUGAUUUGAGAUCGCCAUAAUUUGCUCAAAUUAAAACAAGAUAAACCGAAUUUAUGCUACUGAAAAAACCACAAUUAUGUGUAAUUUGGAAUAACUCAACAAGAAUGUGUGGGGGAAUAAAUAAUGUACAAAUACGAAUGUAUCUACCGAUUUAAACCUUUAUACAUACACAAAAAUAUAAACAGUGUAAAAUCGUGUGAAAAUUAACUACAUGCAAUGUAUUUAUAAAUAAAGUAAACACACAUUCGAGAUGAUGAAAAUAUUACACGAGUCAUGCAAACCAAACAUAAUUGUACACACAUACACUCACAUACAGGUACAAACUACUACAUAUUAUAUAAGUACAUCCAACACACAUACACACA